ACAAAGAGUUAAAAGGUAUUAAAUUGACAGAUACCCAAGUUUAGAGUCCCAUUUUGCAAUAAAACUCGAAGAAAAAUAUGCCCGUUCUUCCAAAAUCCCGAUGAACAAACGUCCCGAGGUAUCAAAUUCAACGCAGAGAGAUAACUAACCCAUCAGUGAAAUCUUAACAUUUCGAUGGAGGAUUCACAAGAUGUUUGCGAUUCCGUUGAAAGGGAUAACAGUACGUGUUCGACAUCCACAAGUUCUGGUUACCGGUUAUUCGAUCGACAGACUACAAUUCACCAGUUGAUGGGCGGCGGAAAGGCGGCUGAUGUUCUCCUGUGGAAGAGGCAACACGUUUCAUGGGGCAUCAUUGUCGUUGCAACUGUUGCGUGGCUAAUAUUUGAGCGAUCUGGAUUAUCGUUCUUAACAAUUUGUUCCAAUGUUCUGUUGUUCUUGAUCGUACUGCGGUUUCUACAUGCCAAUUAUGCUUCUUUCAGGGAUAAACAAAUCCAGACAUUACCUGAACUGGUAUUGUCAGAGGAGAUGGUUAAUUAUGCUGCUGCAUCUUUUCGUAUGAAAGUAAAUUAUUUGUUACUUAUGGCACAUGACAUCACCCUUGGCAAGGACUUCAGGCUCUUUUUCAUGGUAGUGGGGUUUCUGUGGAUCUUAUCUGUUCUUGGGAGUUUAAUAUCUUUCUUCACGCUUGCAUAUAUAGGAACGAUUCUUUCAGUUACCUUACCUGCAUUGUAUAAUAGAUAUGAAGAGCAAGUUGACAGAUGUGCUGGAAGUAUCCACCGAAACUUUUCAAGACAUUACAAGAUAGUGGAUGACAAUGUUAUGAGCAGAUUCCCAAGAAAUGUAGUACCCAAGGAUAAACCAUUGUAAUUCUAUUAACACUUCCAUUUAAAACGUUACAUGUAUAAUAACAUUCAUUCACAAAUCCUUGCUUGUUUUCUUUUUUAGUUUUUAUUCCUAAUCUGUUACAACAACUUACAACCAUUCACCUUCAUGUUUAUUUAUGAAACAAACCAUGUUAUUUGUUGUAGCC
Lactuca sativa (garden lettuce) is the source of this 1030-nucleotide messenger RNA. Its product is annotated as Reticulon family protein. Gene Ontology annotation, biological process: response to bacterium. The record is from RefSeq and is a predicted model, not a curated record. NCBI's taxonomy places the organism in Eukaryota, Viridiplantae, Streptophyta, Magnoliopsida, Asterales, Asteraceae.